Messenger RNA from Populus trichocarpa (black cottonwood), 1822 nucleotides. RefSeq names its product protein ALP1-like. The transcript has a single exon. Bases 99 to 1652 code for a protein of 517 amino acids. NCBI's taxonomy places the organism in Eukaryota, Viridiplantae, Streptophyta, Magnoliopsida, Malpighiales, Salicaceae. The record is from RefSeq and is a predicted model, not a curated record.
CUGAAAACAUCUGAAUUCACAUCUCUUUUCUCUCUAUCGGUCAAGCAUUUAAUCAAACACUAUCUAAUCUUUUUUUCUCGCACCAUCUCUUGUUUGUUAUGGAAAUAUCGCCUUUCCCAUUUCUUAAUCAAGAAGAGAUUUCACAUUUGUACAGUCUCUUCCAAGACAUUGACAGCAACACCUUGGCAACCAACAGCAACGCUCAUUUAAAGAGGCGAAGAAAGGAUGGCGAGGAGGAUGAAAGUGGAUGGAAGAAAAUCAAGAGCAGCAAUAAUAAUUCAGUAAUGAGCGACAUCCUCAGCUCUCUUAUUUUAUUGGAUGAGGAGGAAAAACAAGAAUACCAGCAGUGGGCCAUUGAGUCGCAACUAGACAAGGCUGCUCUCGAUUGGAAUCAUAAGCAAAAAGUUGUAGCAAUGAAUGACUACCGCUCUGACCUGGAGGCCAAUUUUUCCGAUCUAGACGAGAUGGAUCAUACAAGAACUAAACGUGCUCGCCGUGCUGCUUCUGAGGUUGCGACUGCCGCGGCUGUAACUGAAACUGCACUGCCUUCAAGUGGGCCGGGAGGAGGAGGGUCAGGCCAGCAGCAACAACAUCGGCGUUUAUGGGUGAAGGAUAGGUCAAAGGAUUGGUGGGACAAGUGUAACCACCCUGAUUUUCCUGAUGAGGAGUUCCGAAAGGCAUUUCGGAUGAGCAAGGCCACGUUUGAUUUGAUUUGCAUGGAGUUGGAUUCUGCCGUGACCAAGAAAAACACAAUGUUGCGUGAUGCCAUUCCGGUUCGCCAACGCAUUGCUGUUUGUAUCUGGAGGCUCGCUACCGGUGAGCCUUUAAGGCUUGUGUCCAAGCGGUUUGGAUUGGGGAUCUCUACUUGUCAUAAGCUGGUUCUGGAAGUUUGCUCCGCCAUAAAGAAUGUCUUGAUGCAGAAGUUCGUUCAAUGGCCUGAUGAGGAGAAAAUGAAGAUGAUCAAGGGAGAGUUUGAAUCAAUGUCAGGGGUACCUAAUGUUGGUGGAUCAGUGUACACUACUCACGUACCAAUUAUUGCUCCGAAGGUUAACGUGUCAGCUUAUUACAACAGGAGGCAUACUGAGAGGCAUCAGAAGACAUCGUAUUCUAUGACAGUUCAGGGAGUUGUGGAUCCUAGAGGUGUUUUCACUGAUGUUUGCAUUGGUUAUCCUGGUUCAAUGCCCGAUGAUAAAGUGUUGGAGGAGUCUGCUUUGUUUAAGAGGGCUAGUAGAGGGGAUUUGAAGAAUGUUUGGCUAGUUGGGAAUUCUGGACUCCCUUUGAUGGAUUGGGUUCUGGUGCCUUACACACACCAAAAUCUGACAUGGACACAACAUACUUUCAAUGAGAAGAUCGGGGAGAUUCAAAGGGUCUCUAAAGAGGCAUUUGCUAGAUUGAAAGGGAGGUGGUCAUGCUUGCAAAAAAGAACUGAAGUUAAGCUCCAGGACUUGCCUGCGGUUCUUGGAGCUUGUUGUGUGCUGCAUAACAUUUGUGAGAUGAGAAACGAGGAGAUGGGUCCAGAGCUGAAGUUUGAUCUUUUCGACGAUGUUAUGAUCCCUGAGAAUAGUCUUAGAUCCGCUAGUGCAAUACAGGCAAGGGAUCACAUUUCUCAUAAUCUCUUGCAUCAUGGCCUUGGCGGCACUUCUUCUCUUUAGCCACCUGAAUUACAUUAUGGUCUCGUAGCUGCUUAAACUAUUUGUAUUCUUUUUUUUUUUUUGUGGUGGGAGAGCUUUGGUUAUCUUGUUGUCUAUUUUUUUGACGGGUUCUUGUAAAAUAUAAAUUUGCCCGUCCUAGCUAAUAAACAAAACAAGUGUACUUGCUUCCA